UCGCGGGCACGCGUAGGAUAAAAACAUCUGAUAUCAUUUGACUAAUUCAGGUUGGAAUCCAUACUAGAUAUCCAGCUCCAGACGCCUUGAACUGACCUCCUGUGCCUCCUGCCCAGUUCAUUCUCCCUCAUUGUACCACCAGCACCGUAGAUUGCAAUGCGUCUUAUCAUCCGCGACGACCCUGCCGCUGUCGGCGACUACGUCGCCAAUUACAUCGCCAAACGCAUUAACGAGUAUGCCCCGACCGCUGCCAAACCUUUCGUGCUCGGCCUCCCAACCGGCUCUUCCCCUAUCCCAACUUACAAGGCCCUUAUUAACAAAGUCAAGGAGGGCAGCUUGUCAUUCAAGCACGUCGUCACCUUUAACAUGGACGAGUAUGUCGGCCUUCCUCGCGACCACUCCGAGUCCUAUCACACAUUCAUGUUCCGCGAGUUUUUCUCCCAUGUCGAUAUUCCCCCUUCUCAAGUGAAUAUACUGGAUGGGAACGCUGAGGAUUUGAUCGCUGAAUGUAACGCAUACGAGUCCCGCAUCAAGCAAUAUGGCGGUAUCGAGCUCUUCCUGGGUGGUAUCGGAGAGGAUGGUCAUAUCGCAUUUAAUGAGCCUGGUAUGUCUCGUCCCUUUCGCCACCUCACUUUCCUCUGUCCCUUUGACGUUGAAUCGAUUGUGUCUUCUCUACCGUUUUCUUCUUGCUUUCAUCAGUUGAAUAAUCCCCUUUCCAUCACAGGCUCGUCCCUCGCAUCCCGAACCCGCAUCAAGACACUCGCUUACGAUACCAUCCUCGCUAACGCCCGCUUCUUUAACAACAAUGUUGCCGCUGUCCCCCGCAUGGCUCUUACAGUCGGUGUUGCAACUGUGCUCGAAGCAAGGGAAGUCGUGGUUGUGGUCACGGGCCAGAGGAAGAGCUUGGCUCUUAGCAAGGCAAUUGAGGACGGCGUCAACCACCUUUGGACACUCUCGGCGUUGCAGCUCCAUCCUUGGGCGUUGAUUGUAGUCGAUGAAGAUGCUACUGCUGAGCUGCACGUCAAAACGGUGAAGUAUUUCAAGUCGAUUGAACGCGUGCAAGAUGAAGUAGAGCAACGGCAGGAAGAGCUGAAGGCGAGAGGCCGGACAGAGCAUCAAGGGCAGGUUGGCAGCAUGGAGUGACUUUGUCUGCGCGUAUGAGCUACGGAAUAGAGCAGAACAGGAAAUAAAGAUAUUUGAUGUUUUAUCAGACUCCUAAUAAUCUUAACCGUCCGUUAUGCCCCCAUAACGGAGGUUGUGGCGCGCCGCAA
Suillus paluster is the source of this 1271-nucleotide messenger RNA. RefSeq lists its product as uncharacterized. Bases 157 to 1143 code for a protein of 328 amino acids. Gene Ontology annotation, biological process: N-acetylglucosamine catabolic process; carbohydrate metabolic process; D-glucosamine catabolic process. Gene Ontology annotation, cellular component: cytoplasm. The transcript is spliced from 8 exons. Lineage: Eukaryota; Fungi; Basidiomycota; Agaricomycetes; Boletales; Suillaceae. Gene Ontology annotation, molecular function: identical protein binding; glucosamine-6-phosphate deaminase activity. The record is from RefSeq and is a predicted model, not a curated record.